ACACAUCGCUGACUCAGUUCGUAGUAUUACUGACUCACAGUUCGUAGUAAUUAGUCAACAACCGUUUAUGGAAACAUAUAUAUAUAUGAUAAAUAAUCAAAAUGUCGAACUAUUCUUCGCUAUUUCGAGUACUUUCGCCAUCCCGGGUACAAACUAAAUUCGAGGAAAAAUCACUUCCUGCUAGAUAUACCGACAUUAUGAUAUUUUGCCUCGUUCAAGGUGACGCUAUUAAAAACUCUUUCCCGAUUGAUACUAGAAAUUACGCGACCUUUGGGCACCUCAGAACAGCCAUAAAGGACGCGAAACAAAAUGCCUUCGUUGGUAUUGACGCAGACAGACUGACAUUAUGGAGGGUCGAUAUUAUUCAAACCAAGGAAAAUCAAGAAGUGAUCGUAAAAGAGCACAAAGGUGUAGAGUUGCAUUCAUUCGAAUCUGUUGGAAGUUAUUUUCAAGAAACACCCACUGGUACUAACAUCCGCAUCAUCGUGGAACCGCCACCGCCCGCCACCACUGGGAAAAGGAAAGCAGAAGAUUCGGACAAAGAUCAAAA
Messenger RNA from Rhizophagus irregularis DAOM 181602=DAOM 197198, 550 nucleotides. NCBI's taxonomy places the organism in Eukaryota, Fungi, Glomeromycota, Glomeromycetes, Glomerales, Glomeraceae. The record is from RefSeq and is a predicted model, not a curated record.